CACUCCCUCUCAGCCCUCUCUGAAUCCGUCCACUCCCAUACCAAGAGGAGGAAGAGAGGCGACGGCGCCGAGGCCCGAGAGAUCCUAGGCGCGAUGACAUCGCUGGGGAAGAGGCACCGGACCAACAGCUCGAUGCGGCGGACCACGAGCAUGUCCGGGUUCGACGUGCCGGCGGAGGAGGCCGGGCGCCAGCCGACCCGGGCGGCGAGGGGAGCCUCGGCGGCGCCCACGAUGGGGUGGAACGCCGCCUCAGCCGCCAUGCAGAGGCGCCACUCAGGGGACUUCAACGCGGUCAUGGAGACGGCGGCGUUCUUGAAGGCCUGCGGGCUCUGCUGCCGCCGCCUCGGCCCCGGACGCGACACCUUCAUUUACAUGGGCGAAGUGGCCUUCUGCAGUCUCGAGUGCAGGCAGCAGCAGAUGAACCUGGACGACCUCAAGGAUAAGAAAUGCUUCCCGGCGACCGGUACCGGUGGCUCCGACGGAACCAGCGGAACUGUAGCCGCCGCCUAGCAUCGCCGGAGCUAAGAAAAUUAAGAAAUUUGUUGGCACUCUCUAGGGAACAAAAUCCAGUAGUUUCUGUCAAAAUGUGUGCAUGAUAUAUUCUAUAUAUGGGUGUAUAUUGAUGGUUCAGGCUGU
Messenger RNA from Lolium rigidum, 636 nucleotides. RefSeq names its product FCS-Like Zinc finger 6-like. The transcript is spliced from 2 exons. The record is from RefSeq and is a predicted model, not a curated record. The coding region runs from base 94 to 510 and encodes 138 amino acids. NCBI's taxonomy places the organism in Eukaryota, Viridiplantae, Streptophyta, Magnoliopsida, Poales, Poaceae.